AUGUUAAUUAUGUUGAAAUCCCUGCAUCUAACCUCCAAAAUGGCGACUAUCGAGAAACUGUUUCAACCCGUGCAGCCCAAGAACGACGACACCGGCAACAAGAUAACCGUCGUUGGAACAGGACAAGUUGGCAUGGCCGCUGUCUUCUCUAUGCUAACGCAGGGAGUAACAAACAACAUUGCGCUAGUUGAUGUAAUGGAAGACAAACUGAAAGGGGAAAUGAUGGAUUUACAACACGGUUCGGCUUUUAUGAGAAACGCUAAGAUUCAAGCCAGUACAGAUUAUGCAAUUUCUGCCGGAUCCAAGAUCUGCGUGGUAACCGCCGGCGUACGUCAGCGUGAGGGCGAGUCUCGCUUAGAUUUAGUUCAGAGAAACACGGAUGUCCUCAAAAUCAUUAUUCCACAACUUGUCAAGUACAGUCCAGAUGCAAUCCUCAUGAUCGCUAGUAACCCAGUGGACAUCUUGACUUAUGUGACCUGGAAGAUCAGCGGUUUGCCAAAACACCGCGUCAUUGGUUCAGGAACAAACCUGGACUCGGCGAGAUUCAGAUAUUUGCUAUCAGACAAACUGUCUGUUGCGGCCACUUCCUGCCACGGUUAUAUUAUUGGAGAACACGGGGACAGUAGCGUACCAGUAUGGUCUGGUGUUAACGUCGCUGGCGUGAGACUUAGUGACAUCAACCCGAAAAUUGGAACAGAGAGCGACACCGAAAACUGGAAAGAAUUACACGAAAUGGUCGUGAAGAGUGCUUACGAAGUGAUCAAGCUGAAGGGCUACACUUCAUGGGCUAUAGGACUGUCCCUUGCACAGUUAGCACGUGCUAUCCUCACUAAUGCGAGCAGUGUCCAUCCUGUAUCUACAUACUUGAAGGGUGAACACGGCAUCGAAGAGGAUGUCUUCCUCUCGCUGCCGUGUGUGUUAGGUUCUUCUGGGGUUUCGGACGUCAUCAGACAACCACUCAAGGAAAACGAACUUGGACAACUCCGCAAGUCCGCUAAUCUUAUGGCACAAGUGCAAGCUGGUAUUAAAUUUUAA
Messenger RNA from Leptosia nina, 1035 nucleotides. The record is from the annotation of a GenBank genome assembly. NCBI's taxonomy places the organism in Eukaryota, Metazoa, Arthropoda, Insecta, Lepidoptera, Pieridae.